CAUUUUUUUCCUAUUCGGGUAUCAUGUGGGUUUGAUUUAGAACAGUGCCUUAUGGGUAUUUUUGUCAAACCCACUGAUCCUUCUACUUCUAAACGACGUACUCCCGCGAAGAUUAACGACCCACCACCAUAUCCUCUAUUUGCGAUAACAGGAUAAGACACGCACAAACGCUCACGAGAUUGCAUUAGCCAAAAAUGGCGUCUCCACGAGUAUCCACCGGCGGUUUCAAACCCUUCCUCGCUCCUCUCGAGCCUCCUGUGCGCAGUUUCAGCUCCGGCAUUCUUCGCCGCGGAUUCCGAACUUCGUCCAUGGCGACGGGUAGGAGGAGACUGUCCCACCGCCGUCUGGCGGUUGGGGCGUGUCUUAGUCGCCGCUAUUUUAUCGCCGAUUCUGCCGCCGCCGCUUCUCUCCUUCCUUUUCUGCGGAGCUCCCCAAGCAGCGAGCAGCUGUCGGAGUGGGAGAGGGUUUACCUGCCUGUCGACCCAGGCAUAGUGCUUCUAGACAUCGAUUUUGUAACCGACGACCUCAAACACGGCUUUUUGUUGGGGACUAGACAAACUAUUUUGGAAACUAAGGAUGGAGGAAACACUUGGGUAUCACGAUCAAUUCCUUCAGCCGAAGAGGAAGAUAUCAAUUAUCGGUUCAAUGCAAUUAGCUUCAAAGGGAAGGAGGGUUGGAUUGUAGGAAAACCAGCCAUCUUGUUGCAUAGUUCUGAUGCUGGGGAAAAUUGGGAGCGGAUACCAUUAAGUUCUCAAUUACCUGGUGAUAUGGUAUACAUAAAAGCGACAGGUGAAAACAGCGCAGAAAUGGUAACUGAUGAAGGCGCUAUAUAUCUUACGUCAAAUAAAGGUUUUAACUGGAGGGCUGCUGUGCAGGAAACUGUAUCUGCUACACUCAAUAGAACAGUUUCCAGUGGCAUUAGUGGAGCUAGCUACUAUACAGGAACAUUUAACACAGUGAAUCGUUCUCGGGAUGGAUGUUAUGUUGCUGUUUCAAGCCGUGGUAACUUCUAUAUGACCUGGGAACAUGGGCAGCCCUACUGGCAGCCACAUAAUAGGGUAGCGGGUAGAAGAAUCCAAAACAUGGGGUGGAGAGCUGAUGGCGGCCUUUGGCUACUUGUACGUGGCGGAGGAUUAUAUCUUAGCAAAGGAACAGGGUUAACAGAGGAAUUUGAAGAAGUACCUACACCAAGCCGUGGUUUUGGCAUUCUUGAUGUUGGUUAUCGUUCACAGGAUGAGGUUUGGGCAUCUGGCGGGAGUGGGGUUUUGUUGAAAUCCACAGACAAUGGGAAGACAUGGAUUCGCAACAAAGCUGCUGAUAAAAUUGCAGCUAAUCUCUAUUCAGUCAAGUUUAUCAACGAGGAACAAGGUUUUGUACUGGGAAAUGAUGGUGUAAUGUUAAAGUAUCUUGGUUAGACAAGUGGUUUCAACCCGGCAAUGGGUUGAAGCAAAUUCUCCUUUCCUGGGUCGUAGCAGGUUUGCCAUGUUCAAUUUUUCAUUGUUCGACAUUUUAGAAUGCAGAGAGCAUUACAAUGUUAAACAACUGUGGUGGGAUUAAAAUUCAACAUUACCAUUGGGUAUGAGAGAAAAUCAUUGAACGGCUACGGCAGGUUCUGUUGUACAAUCAAUGAAAUAUUUGUAACAUGUAUGCAAUUGCUUUUUAUUUAUAAAAACCAGUUGAGAUUUUUGUAUUGUUACUUUUUGGUUUUUCUUCAUAUACUCCGUAUUAACUUUGUCCUUGUUAAAGGAAAGAAGAUUAUGUAUAUAUUACUCUUAUGCUUAUGGUAGUUU
Molecule: messenger RNA, 1790 nt
Organism: Cuscuta campestris
Lineage: Eukaryota; Viridiplantae; Streptophyta; Magnoliopsida; Solanales; Convolvulaceae
Source: the annotation of a GenBank genome assembly